Messenger RNA from Orbicella faveolata, 833 nucleotides. RefSeq lists its product as uncharacterized. The record is from RefSeq and is a predicted model, not a curated record. Lineage: Eukaryota; Metazoa; Cnidaria; Anthozoa; Scleractinia; Merulinidae.
AUCUCAGUCGAGGGAAGCUUGCAGAAGAGCAAUACUUCAUCGGUGUAAUUUUUGUGCUUAUUUUUCAAACAAGCGGACUAUAUAGCAGUAUGAAGACCUGCAGUUUUCUUGUAACCUUUUCGCUCGCCAUUGUUUUGGUGAAUGCGUUUAGCACUGAAGAACAUGUUAAACGCUUCUUCCGUCCAGAGCACAGACCACUUCUGCCAGCAAUAACCAGCUUGCAACUCCGCGAGGAUGAGUCUUACAGGGCACCCGCUCCAUUGAACGACGAUUCCACCAAGUGCUUAGCUCAUUGUGAGCCAGAAUGCAAAAAGUUGCAAGUGCCAGAUUUUCUAACGAAAAACGAAAGCUUCCACAAAUUUGAAGCAAUGCCCAUUAACUGCGUGCUGGCCUCAACAGUUGUCUUUAACAAGACUCCACUGUACAGAUGCCACUUUCUUCAGCUUUACCUGUUUGACUGCUGUAGGAAUUGUAAUGCUGUGUACGCCAAAUGCAUGCUCCGAGUUGGACUUCUGAACGGAGGCCCAGAAUUCUGUUACCGUGAAUCGUACAAGUGCAUGUGUCAUUGCUUGGACAAGCACACUCCACCAGAAAUCCCUCCCUUCCCUUGAUGUACUACCGACAGCUGUGAGGAACUCUGUACAAUUUACUGCUCGAUAAACUCUUUACGGUAAAAAAACACUUUACGCCGCCGCGGAUAUACACAAAUACGUGAAUGGCGGUACAUUUUUUCUGCAUUUUUGUGCUAUCUAGUUGUAUCUCACAAAGCUUACACACUUGCAUUGCUACAAAUUGUUAACUGAUGUGAAAUAAAAGUAUCAGUGAAAUGAAAA